UAAACAUUUUUUGGACCCAUCAUAUACAUUUAGGCAGUGAAAUUGUUAUACAAUAGAUAUACAAUACCAGACUCAAUUCCAGUAAUUCAGAUGAUUUCUGAAUAAACUAAGGGGGGAAAAUGCAUACGGAUUAUAUAAUGUGCUUUGGCCAUUGAUGUAUAUAUAGAAGUAACGCGAGACUUAUGUGUUCGUCUUAUAUGUUGAUUUGCUUGAUUGUUUCUUGAAUUCGUGUAUUUAAAUUUUAUGAGGCCUGAAAUUUCAAUUAAGCGCUAUUUACGAAAUACCGCUGAGACUCAGUUCAGUACUGUGCUGUGAGCGCCAUGUAUGAAUUGUCCUCCUAUUUGAUUGGACAAAAUCCCACCAACGCUGCAGCCAAUGGGUGAAUAGAGUGUUGCUAUAAGAGAGACACUCCGCUGGUUCGUGUUAUUCUUUCUUCUCUUAAAACAAGAUUGAAAAUGAGUGGGCGGGGUAAAACCGGCGGUAAGGCAAGAGCGAAGGCUAAGACUCGUUCAUCGAGGGCAGGACUGCAGUUUCCUGUAGGUCGCGUUCACCGAUUGCUGCGUAAAGGAAACUAUGCCGAGCGUGUUGGCGCCGGUGCUCCAGUUUAUCUGGCUGCUGUGCUCGAGUAUCUGACUGCUGAAAUUCUGGAGCUGGCUGGUAACGCGGCCCGCGACAACAAGAAAACUCGCAUCAUUCCCAGACAUCUGCAGCUGGCAGUGCGUAACGACGAAGAGCUGAACAAACUGCUUGGAGGCGUCACUAUCGCCCAGGGCGGAGUAUUGCCCAACAUCCAAGCUGUUCUGCUCCCCAAGAAAACUGAGAAAGCGGUCAAGGCGAAGUAAUUUUUGCGGCGCUUUAAGGACCAUUCACCCAAAGGCUCUUUUAAGAGCCACCUACACUUGUAUGAAGAGCGCAAAGCUUCCGUCCAUUGUGUGCUGGUUGCCCAAAACGCACGUGUGACCAGAAAUUUUCUGCAAGAUUUGACGAACAUUCUAAUGACAAAAAGGGAAACUGGUUGUGUAUUAGCAUCACUGUAAAUUAAAUUGCGGAAACCAGAUGUAAAAUGACAAUGGGAAAUGUCUUCAUUAAAAAGGGUACUGUUAUCAAAUUGUAACGGCCUUGUAAAGGAAACCAACUCUGGACCUACUGAGUUGGAAUGGGCUGAAAUCGAUGUUCAGCUUUUGUGAUUUCUAGAAGAGUUUUUAAAAAAUGUAAUUUGUUUUAGUAUGUACGUCCUUUGUUGAAGUAUUGUGGAAUGUUUUAUAUAAUCAAUAAAGCUCUUUAAAGAACCCCAAACGAUUGGGGUUACCAGAA
This is a messenger RNA of Anguilla anguilla (European eel), 1314 nucleotides long. Its product is annotated as histone H2A. The transcript is spliced from 2 exons. Gene Ontology annotation, cellular component: nucleosome. Gene Ontology annotation, molecular function: protein heterodimerization activity; DNA binding; structural constituent of chromatin. The record is from RefSeq and is a predicted model, not a curated record. Lineage: Eukaryota; Metazoa; Chordata; Actinopteri; Anguilliformes; Anguillidae. Bases 456 to 842 code for a protein of 128 amino acids.